Molecule: messenger RNA, 3114 nt
Organism: Alternaria metachromatica
Lineage: Eukaryota; Fungi; Ascomycota; Dothideomycetes; Pleosporales; Pleosporaceae
Exons: 2
Coding region: 1-3114 (1037 amino acids)
Molecular function (GO): ATP binding; ATP hydrolysis activity
Source: RefSeq, a predicted model, not a curated record
AUGGAGGCGGCGUCUCCUAGAGCUGCGAACGUGGAGCAAGAACUCAAGCAGCCAGUCUUAAGUACUGUAUGCCAAGUAUCGGACCCUGCCGAAUGUGAUAUGCCGACGCCGAAAGAGGUCCCGAACAAAGAUUCCAGAGAGGGCGAUGCCAUCGUUGCGCAGCUGGAAUCUGGAUCUGUAUUGCUUAAUCAAAUCAACCAGAGUAUCUGUGAGCUCACGAGUUCGAUCAAAGAGCUAGUCACUUCCAGAACAGAACAGGCACCCACAGCGAAGUCUGACGAACCUGAUGCAAAGAAUUCGAAAGACCAGAAGGGAGCCACUAAAGUUGAAGGGAACGUAAUCACUGAAGAAGAGACAAAUGGCGUGGUGUUCUCGGAAAAGGUCGUUCCUCAAGUGCGAAAUUGCAAUUGGGAACAGUUCAAGAACAGGGAUGACGGGGGAGAAGAAGUCUUCGCUUUGGAGGUACUGAUUACCAGUGGAUCAUUUCCACGUCAAAUGGAAGACGAGGAUGCCAGAAGGGCGCGCAUUCCUGGACGAAAGCCUGAAGUCCAACCUGAUUCUGAGGACCCCACCCCGAUCACGAAACAUGGUCUAGCGCAUAGCGCAGUACGCAGAGGCAGCUGGAUUCAUCAGGUCCGGAUCAAUUCCAAAGCCGUCAUGAAGAUGCUUGGGAAGUUCAGUGAUGCCAACAAAGCCUGGGAAGGGAAGCCACAUACGUUUCUGCAGCCUUUUCGACUUCUCAUUCACUUCCACGAGAAGAUGAAGAAGGAGCUUCAGAUCAUCGAGACAAAGGUUGCAGGCUCAUCAGCACCACCAGAAACAAAGGGAGCCUCGCUGGAUGAGAUCAAGCCGAUGGAUAUAGCGCCUGCUUCCGUUGCCGAUGAUGAAGACACGAACAAUAAGAAAGAGCAAGAUCCAGACGAUCUGGAAGCGUUGUAUUUGGAGAGAGAAACGCUUGAAGAGGUCCAGUGCUAUGUCAACUUUGUGGAAGAGCACCUGCUACCUCUGCGCCAACAAUUCCGUGAUCCGACCGCUCCAGGGGUGCCUAAAGUUGGCUACGAAGACCUGAGCUAUCUCUUCGAGCCCGGCGAUCUUGUGUAUGUCCCAAAGUCUGGCCAACAAGGACCUAGCGCAAACUCAACCACGCAGGAGAUCCGCAGAGUAUUUCAGGUCCAUGUCGGCUACAACAAAGAGUUGACCGGCUGCGGUUGCUCCAUCUGCAAGGUACAGAAGUUUACCUCCAUCCAGUCAUACUAUUUAGACUAUGAUGGCGAGGGAUACGGUUGUGUUAUGACUCCAAUCCCUUUCGAACCAUUUGCGGGGAAGAAGCUUAUCACUGAGCUGCCAUGCUACCCACUCCGAUUCGUCGAGGAUCGAGAAACGAAGCUGAAACACGCCAAGAGUGACGGGUCCAGAUUCGUGGAAAACAUCGCUAAACGAUACGGCUAUUAUAACGGAUGGUCGGUCAUCAAAAGCCCCGCCGGGGACGACAUUGAAGACACAAAAGGGGACAUAAUUAAGAGUCCAGAGCAUAUCGACAGCGACGUCUUGGUGGACUUCACCGAAGCUUCCAACGUAUACCCAAGGUGGAAACCCGAGCUUACCACACUAGAAGAAGAGACAUGCAACCUGACACCGGUUAGCGAUGACACAUCCAUCAUAACAUGGAAGGGCUCUGACCGCAAAGAUCUUCUUCGGGAAAGCCAUGACAGUCUCAUGGAUGAUAGUUUGUUCGAGUCCAUGGAGUACAAUGCUUAUAUCAAGCGCGAUGCCUUUCUCGCAAAGCAGCAUAACGAAGUUCCUCCUACGGAAGACGACCUCGCUCUUCUACCACGGCGCAUGUUCGCGUACGCUGUAGGGGACCGCAAAUUUGUGCAUAUCGACUCCCGCUAUCUUAAGCCCGUAAAACAGCAAGGCAAAGAGGGCGAAGCAUUUGCGGACCUUCAGAUUGAGAACACGAACAAACGACUCAUCGAAUCGCUUCUGAAAUCGCACUUCAGGAAGAAGCAGGAAGAAUCGGAAGGGACUGAAGUUCUCUCGCAAGAUCUCAUCCGAGGAAAAGGCCGAGGUAUUGUCAUCCUCCUGCAUGGUGAACCUGGCGUUGGAAAGACCGCCACAGCUGAGGCUGUUGCCCAGAAAUACGAGAAGCCGCUGUUUCCCAUCACCUGCGGUGACCUUGGGUUUACUCCGGAAGGUGUGGAGAAGUCGUUGAAAGAAUUCUUUCGCUUGGCCCAUCUUUGGGACUGCAUUCUGUUACUCGAUGAAGCCGAGGUCUUUAUUUCGCAAAGAGAUAGGAAUGAUCUUCAAAGGAAUGCGCUGGUAUCGGUAUUUCUCCGAAUGCUCGAGUAUUACAACGGCGUGUUGUUCCUCACGACCAAUCGAGUCGGGGUUCUUGAUGAGGCUAUCAAGUCUCGAGUUCACCUCCAUCUGCGAUAUGACCAGCUCAACAGACAACAAACAACGGAAAUCUUCAAGCACAACAUUAAUCGACUCAAGAACAUCGAACUUCAACGCCAGGACGCAGCCGAUCGCUUAUACAUCAUUGAGAGCGAGAUCAACGAAUUUGCGCUGACCCAUUUCGAUGAGACAGCCAAGUCUGGCGUAGGCCGAUGGAAUGGCAGACAGAUUCGAAACGCAUUCCUCAUCGCUGCUUCGCUAGCGCACCUUGAUGGCGAGAAUAACCCCGGCAUGCAGAAGCAGCUCCGAAAGAUGCAUUUCGAUGAUGUCGCCCAAACGACCAAGCUGUACGAUAGCUUCAGAAUCGCCACCCUGGACGGGGAUGACAGUAGUCUCGCUCACGAGCGCAAUGACCGAUAUAACGGUUUUGAUCAACGUUCUAGCGUAGCUAUACCGAGUAGCCCAUAUGGACACCCUUCGUAUGCACCGCCGCAUCGUCCUGGGCCUCCCGGCUACUAUGCUGCACCAACCGCUCAGCAUGAACGCGCAAACCCUAUGGAACCUCCGAGACACAUGCCCAAGCCUACCACGCCAGUAGCAUAUGAGCAACCGCCAUCCGAUGUAGGAUAUAGUCGUCAGUACGAAGCUGGUUCAAGAUCAUCGAUGGGAGGAGCAGAGUGGCAGCAAGGACAGUAUCCCAACCAGCAAUACGGAUAG